AUGGCGGUUUGUGCUGCUGGUGCCUACAAUCCUGUGGUUGAUUGGAUUCAGGGCCCUUUGUUGGGAGAAGGGACCUACGCCCGUGUUUACAAGGCCACUCUCAGGUCGUCCCUCAUAGCCGUCAAAACCGAAAAGACAUCUCUUUCAGAAACACUCGGCAAUGAGUUCGACAUUUUGGUGCGUCUCUACGACUGUCCGCACGUGAUUCGGUGCCUCGGCUACCAGAGGACCUGGGAUUACGAGGGCGGCGGCCGGUUGGUUUCUUAUCUGCUGUUGGAGUAUGCAUCCGGCGGGUCUCUGCUCGACAGGAUUCAGAAAUACGCGGGAGGAGGCGGGCUUCCCGAAAUGGAGGUGAGGGCCCACACGAGGUCUAUCCUCAGAGGUCUCCGUCGCAUUCACGGCCUCGGCUACGUGCACUGCGAUUUGAAGCUCGAAAAUGUUCUGCUCGUGGCCCAAGACGACGACUACUUCACGGCCAAAAUAAGUGAUUUUGGGCUUUCGAAAGAGAGGGGGACGGUACCGUAUGCGAGUGGUACGCGUGCGUAUUUGUCGCCAGAGGCCGCGCUGUUCGGGGAGCAAGAGGAGCCUUGCGAUGUGUGGGCGCUCGGUUGUAUGGUGCUCGAGAUGUUGGUGGGGCGGGAGAAUGCGUUGGGAUCAGGGACAAAGGAGGAAAUUCUUGGCCGCGAGAUGAUUUCAGAGGAUGCAAGGGAUUUUGUCAAGUGUUGUUUCACGAGUGAUCCGGAUCGAAGGCCCACUGCCGACUCCCUGUUGCUGCAUUCCUUUGUCGACGAUUACGCCGAACGUCUCUUUUCAUCGGCUAACGCAAUUAGUGUUGAAGAUGCUGAGUAUGGUUUUAGUUUCCAUUUCGAUUUUGAUGAUGAUGACAAUUGA
Molecule: messenger RNA, 891 nt
Organism: Striga hermonthica
Lineage: Eukaryota; Viridiplantae; Streptophyta; Magnoliopsida; Lamiales; Orobanchaceae
Source: the annotation of a GenBank genome assembly